This is a messenger RNA of Mycena citricolor, 1439 nucleotides long. NCBI's taxonomy places the organism in Eukaryota, Fungi, Basidiomycota, Agaricomycetes, Agaricales, Mycenaceae. The record is from the annotation of a GenBank genome assembly.
CUCUGCCCUACCCCCACCAUGGCGGAGUACGAUCUCACGAAGAGGGUCAUGCCCUUCCUGGACCGCCAUCUCUCACUUCCCCUAGUGGUUCAUCUUGCCGAAACCAACUUGUUUGCCAGUGCGGACAUCCAGAUCGCCCAAUAUGAGCUCGCGAAAGGCACCAAUAUGGCGGACUACGCAGCUAAUCUUUUCUCGCAAAUACAUCCAGAUGAGGAGCCCCCAUCGGAGUUCGAGGAAAAACGACGCAACACUAUGUUGACACACGAACGCCUACAAGAUGAAGCACAAGCUGUCUUAGAUGUUAUCGAAAAUCCCGAAGUUGUUCAGGCAUUGCGUCAGGACAAGGAACAAAAUCUGCAAUACUUGAAAGACAACUAUAACCUCACCCUCGAUCAAAUAACGGUUCUGUACCGGUUCGGUCAAUUCCAGUACUCAUACGGAAAUUACAGUGGCGCGGCUGAUUAUUUGUAUCACUUCCGGGUCCUGUCCACCGACAACGAGCUCAACACAUCUGCUCAGUGGGGGAAACUUGCUUCCGACAUUCUUUCGGGAAAGUGGGAGGUUGCUCUGCAGGAGCUCGACACGCUGCGUGAAUCCAUCGAUUCGCGCUCCCUUCCUGGACCUGCUCUCCAUCAACUUCACUCUCGGACGUGGCUUGUUCACUGGUCUCUGUUCGUCUAUUUCAACCAUCCCGCCGGCCGCACUCUUCUUUUGGAGACGUUCCUUUCGCCUGUCUAUCUGAAUACAAUCCAAACCUCUUGCCCUUGGAUUCUGAGAUAUGUCGCUGCGGCGGCGAUCAUCUCUCGGGCAGCACCAGCUGGUGCGACGCCCCGGGUGCGCAAUGCUGUGCGAGAAGUGGUCAAAGUGAUACAGAUGGAGGAGUACCAGUACCAGGAUCCCGUCACAGCGUUCCUCAAAGAGCUAUACGUGGAGUUCGACUUCGAGGCGGCUCAGAAGCAGCUGGGUCUGGCUGAGCAGGUGCUCAGUGAUGAUUUUUUCCUCGAACAGUUUGGUGCUGAGUUUGUCGACAACGCUCGGUACCUCAUCAGUGAGGCCUACUGUCGCACUCACCAGAAGGUUGACAUCCGGGAUCUGUCUGAGCGCCUCAACCUGUCCGCUGAUGAGGGCGAGAAGUGGAUUGUGAACUUGAUUCGCGAGUCGCGCAUGAGCGCUGAUGCCAAAAUCGACCUCGACAAGAACAUCAUUGAGAUUUUCCGACCAGCUGUGCCUGUAUAUCAGACGAUUAUCGACAAGACACGUGGGCUCCAUCUGCGCACUUCAGGGCUGGGGACAGCAGUCUCUCGUAUAGGAAGUACUGCGAUCCCGGAAGUCACUGUCGCUGCUCGCUGAUUGUACAGUACUCAUAUAUUAGGCAUUUGUACGCUAGUGUUGGUAUUAUGGUAGCGCAAGAAUCUUGGCGGCAGCUUGCUCCGCCGCGG